UGAAGCAAUGGCGGAUUGUAAUAAUGGUUGCUGUUUCUGCACUAACCAUCCUAUUCUUCGUUCAGUUAGGCAGUUUAAAGUUCUCUAAAGCCUCGACGAGCAAAGGAAAUGGAAACAAAUCCGAACCAAGUUUAUUACUGAAUGAAAACGUUGCUCGUCAUGUCCAGGAACCGUCUGCUGCCUCUUCUCCCAGUAACAAAAACUUUAGUCGCAAGUUACAAAAUAUUUUUCAUAAAAAAAUAGCGAAUAAGAGUCUGGCGAAAACAAAAAAUGUGAUAAGAGAAUCUAAAAAACACACUYAUUACUGUUGGGAAGAAGAAAAAGUUGAAGAUAUUGGCGAAUGUCUGYGUUGCAGCUCCUAUGAAAAGAGAGUUAGUCCUGUCUGUUUAUUAACUGGCAACAAACAACUUGUAUUAUGUAAAGUUAGUAAGAAGAGAGUAUAUAAAAGUUGUCUAUAUGUGAAAUGGAUUGAAGAAAGGAAUUUUUGGACCUUUGAGGGUGUUUCAUUUGUAUUCCUACUCGUAUCAAGCUUGUCAGUCUGGCAAAGAAACAAGAAACUAGAUGCUAUUUAUAGAGAAAGACUUAGGAAGAAAGUAUCCAAUGAUGAUGUGUAAAUUAUUUUUAUAAUUUAUUGAAGCCUAAUACUGUACUUAAUUGUAUAAAUUAUUAAUCAGCACGAAAUAUGUGGAAUGACUUUAAAUUUCACCCMGUAUGGCCUAGUUUUUACAGAAGCUGUACAUGCUUUGGUCAUCAACAACAAUCAUGCUAUUUACAUGUAUACUAUGGUGUUCAGAAAUCAGACUUAUUACGCAAACCAGAGGUUAUCAGUCAGCUAAGCAACUGAUACACCUGUGUAUUUUUACGAGUCAAGGAGUAUUUUGGUUAGCCUUUAGGUGAUCCUAAAUACAAGUGAUGAGUAAAAAUGCACAGCCAUAUCAGAUGCUUAGCCGACUGAUGAGUUGUUCAUCAUUUAAUUCUACGAGGAAAUGCUCAAACUCCCUCUAAACUCGAUUGUAUGCGAUUGCAAGCAGAUGAGAAGUGCAGAUACGGUCUCAUAUCAUGCAUUAUCAACAAAUAAGCAUGAUAGAGUGCAAACAAUCAAUCCGUUAAACACUAAUUACUAAAUAGUACAAAAUAGUGCCAAUUAAACAAUAGAAAACAAUGGAAUAAUUGCAUGAAAUUGUGCUAUUUAGUAUUACUAAAGUUUCACGGUUAUAUUGUUUGCACUCUAACAACGAAUCAGCUUGCUUAAUUCACUGCUGCACAGCUCAUGAACUGGUUAUAUCAAAGUACAAAGACAUGCAUGCAAUUUAUAUUCCUUAAGGGAUUGGUCAUUAUUUGUCGAGGGGGGAGCUGGUGCAUUAUGAAAUAUGCUAUGCUUGAUUUUUGCUGACCCCCCUUCUUUUUAAGCAUGAUGUUUGCUGAUUUUGCUGAUUUUUGCUUAAACYUAUGCAUAAAUAAAUACUGAUCCACACCCUAUUUGCACCAGCCCCCUGCCCCCCCUCCUUCUCGAUAAAUAAUGACCAGUCCCUAAAUUAUAUAUACUGUAUAUUAUACCCUUUGUUUCUUCAAUAGAUUGUUUGUAAUCAAUAUAACUUUUAAUUUCUAGGUUUACUUAUUAAUAUGCCUUGUGUUUUUUUAGGUUGAUAAUUAUUAUGAUGUAAUAUAACAUCGUGAGAUAUUAAUUAUUUAGGUUUUUGUAAGUAUUAUCCAUUAUUUAUUUCAACCAAAAGCAAUAAUACUUUUCUACUUAGCCUAUUUCUUUGGAUAAUAAAAGACCAGUCACCAUAGUAUAACAUUUUCCCAGUGGAAAAAUACACUUUCUGCUCCCAAAGGAAUGUUUACCAGGAAUUUUUGUUAAUUUUUUCAUAGGAGAGUACCAACUUUGAACAAAAUACACAUUGUAAUACUAUUCCUCAUUGAAAAUUUAAAUUAAAGAUACCUGUAUUCCAACUAA
Molecule: messenger RNA, 1957 nt
Organism: Actinia tenebrosa (Australian red waratah sea anemone)
Lineage: Eukaryota; Metazoa; Cnidaria; Anthozoa; Actiniaria; Actiniidae
Product: protein JTB
Biological process (GO): mitotic cytokinesis
Cellular component (GO): midbody; cytoplasm; spindle
Source: RefSeq, a predicted model, not a curated record